Aspergillus pseudotamarii is the source of this 4248-nucleotide messenger RNA. RefSeq lists its product as uncharacterized. Gene Ontology annotation, biological process: metal ion transport; transmembrane transport. Gene Ontology annotation, cellular component: membrane. Gene Ontology annotation, molecular function: metal ion transmembrane transporter activity. The transcript has 9 exons. The record is from RefSeq and is a predicted model, not a curated record. The coding region runs from base 745 to 3963 and encodes 1072 amino acids. NCBI's taxonomy places the organism in Eukaryota, Fungi, Ascomycota, Eurotiomycetes, Eurotiales, Aspergillaceae.
AAACCAACCUAACUAUUGAUAUGAUAAGAUGAAACAUCAAUGUAUAUCGAAAUUCUUAUUAGAAAAUGAGUUUUUUUUGAUAUGAGGGUUUGUUAGACUGUCAUGUGCUGGGCAUGUCACAAGGUGGUAUUGAGCCCCUGUGGAUCCGAGCAAAUCGUUCUUUCCAACACUUCGGCCUCAUGAUUGGCGUCUUGAUUGCUCUAGUCACCUUUAGUACGUUUCCUGCUGAGGCUGAACUGCCAAGGCUUCUACAAGGCCCUAGGAAUCGUCAGCUGCCAUGGAUUUGAAUCGAAAAACAGAGGUGAGAUCAGAUGAUGGCUGUGAUCUACCCGUAAUCAUAUCUUCUCCAUCUCUAAAGCCGGAAAUAUGAUUCACUAUAUUCCCCCUCGGAGAAAACAACAACUAUGGCGAUCAGUAGUGAGUCUAGUGACACGAACAGUGAGCGGUCUAUUCAACUCGAGACUGAAGUAGAGUAAGUCUCGUAGCUAUAACUACCCACCCUAUUUGGUACUUUUGUCUGAACUAUUAUAGUGUUGUGGCGGUUCCUGCGAUUGGAGCAGAUCCGCAGAGAGCGUGGAUCGGUGAUGAUUUUCAGAAGCCAUGGCUCAUUUCAGAACUGACACGAUAUAUCCCUAAUGUGCGGGUGCUACUGUUGGACCAUGGGCCUCUAAACCGUCAAGAUGAUCUGGACUCUCUGGCCCAUCAUCUCUUGAAGCAGAUACAUGCAGAAAGGCAACACACUGUAUGCACCGCUUAUCUAUUGUUGCACAAAUGAAUGAGAUUAGUAACACUCUACAGAGCGGAAGGAGGCCCAUACUCUUCAUCUGCCAUGGAACAGGUGGUCUUGUCGCCAAAGCAGCGCUUGCCAUUGCCGCACAUUCAACGUCGAACCUGGCGUCGAUCCUAACAAGCUGCUAUGGGAUUGCUUUCAUGGCAACUCCUCACCAAGGCUCAAGCUAUCUUUCAGCUCCAGAGUAUGCGAAGAGUAUCCGCCGUUUGAUGCAACUCAAGCAUCAUGUCCCACGUUGCAUACGAGAGGUCCUGAAGCCCAGACAUCCAAGGCUGUUGCAACUAACCAACCAGUUCAGAUCCUUAUCUGCAGAUAUCAAGAUAUGGACAUUCUUAGAGACUGUUGACUCUACGCUCACCGUCGCAGAUUCGGGUACCGUAAGUACUGUGGAAAUGCAUGUUCCAAUCACUUCUAUUCGGUCGGGGGUUCUAGAUCUGGAGCACGAAAAGGUGAUCCCAUUAGCCACGGACCACGUUGGUGUAGCAUCCUUCAAAGGACAAGAACUCACAACGAGAAUAAGCUUCAUUAAAGAGCUUCAGCCGGUUAUCGCCAAGGCCGUGCAGCUUUCCAAGCUGCCAGAUGCUCCGUUACGCGUUAGUCGAGAGGUUAUCGUGCAAGUCAAUGGCUUCUUCGAAGACACGGCGCGAGGAGUCAGCGACGAGACGCCUCUCAAGCUCUGGUCAACGAAAACGCCGCUACGGGAGUAUCUAAAAGACGGGCCUGCAAUUUGUCUCACGGAUCGACUGAAACAAACUGGUAGAAUAUCGUCCGGCUCAAUCGAUGAUUCCUCGAUAAGUGACUUUGAUAGCAGACCGUCCUCUGCCGCAAUGGCAGAUACAUCGUUUGCUAUACGUGAUGGGGCAGUGACGGAGGCUAGUGCCAUCCAGCCUGAAACAAUCUCAUCACGGCCGUCUUUAAGAAGAAGCCGUAGUUUUGUGUCCCCUGCUUCCCCCAGAAUUCACGUUACGGAGGCAGCCGCCGACGGUUAUUUUGAUGUAACACAACAACAAGAAGAAGAAGCAGAAGAAGAAGAACCAACGUCGGACAUUCAAAGUGAUAUUGCUUCCAGUGAAGAUCAAGGACAUAGAGAUAGCGUAACUGAUGAAAGAAAAGAGAUCACUGCUGGGAGUUCUAGUCCUAGUAACCAGGGGCAGCCCAAUAUAUUAACUAGUUUAUCAUCGAAAUACAGAACUUUCCUUCCUUUACCACCACCCACAAGGGAGCGACUCCAGGAGGUUCGAGCAGAGCUACCCCGGAGAGCUCCCCGAUUUGACCGACCAGAGCCAGGUAGCGAGAAGCUCUUGUGGAUUCAUGUUCCAUACACCCAUACAGGAUGGGUGCCUCCAGUCCUGUCUAAGGCUUGCAACGAUCAUCAGCGGCCAGAGUUCUUCAAAAAGUUCGUCAAUGAUAAAAAUUGGUACUCGCAAAUUAUUAGAGCCCGCCAUCUAGAGCCUCAUGCGCGAUUUGUCCGUCCCACAUGUAUUCAUUCCAGGCUGAGUGAUUCCUUACCGAUCAACCCACCAGGGGAGUCCCGUGAUCCUCAAUUAGCCUUAUACCUUCCUUAUCUUCAUUGGGACACAUACUGGAAUCUCCUUCAACGACGAAAGGUCAUCGAAAAGCGGCUACAACAGGGAAGGUCCAAGCCAGUCCCUGAGUACAUCUCGGAGUCCCAUAUAGAAACGAGAUUGCUAUGGAAGUUCCUGGGUGCCGAGCCCCCUAUUCAUAUACGAAGAACAUUAGAUCAGUAUGGUUAUCCAAAUCUGCGAUCUACGGUAGCAAGAGACGACGACCAGAUGCUAUGGAAACGGACUAGAAAAGUCGUCGAUCUCAGUAACGAGCUUGAUAGUUCAAUCCCUCUACAAGACAAUCCUGACUCUUCCAAGACGUUCAUCGAUGGAAAGGUUCUCAUGGUUGAUCAGCUCUGGCUCUGGAUCGUAGAUGAGAAAACUGUCGUUACCUUUUUCCCUAAACAGGAGGCAACGACUGCUGAAGACAAACUAUACGAACAAGCGAACCUGCACAGCAGCAUUUACAACGAGUUGAAUGGGGACCUUGCAAGACGCUUUGAGACAGCCGGGGACCUCGCUGCAUUGAUUGUCUUACAUGCAGUCACCAUUCUUCUGGACAGGACACUGGACCAUGAUCUACAGAUCCUGCGGAUCUUCGAGGAAUCCAUUAGUAUCCUGACUGAGUCAACCACCAAGUCAUUCAAACGCUUCCGUACCCGAGGAUUCAUCGCCAGACCAGCCGAUUAUAACAGGACACUAGAAGGCAAAACAAUGACCGCAUCAGAGCGUGACGAAAGAGACCGUCGAGUAGCCCAUCAAAACCGCGAAGAUCUCUCUACACUAUUAGAGCUGAGAGAUAUAAUAGACGAACUAGGAACAAUAUUAAAACUCCUCGAACAGCAAACCGCCACCGUCAAAUUAAUGGCGCAAUACUUCGAAGACAAAGGAUACGGCAAAGUCUUCAUAGAAUCCGCUCUUUCCCGACUCGAAGACUACCGCACCCAGGUCACAGACAUGCGCGAGAACGCACAUCUAGCACAGAAAGCUGUCGAAAACCUCCUCGACCUCAAGCAAAAGCAAGCAAACGUCGACGAGUCCCGUAUAACCCGCUGGCAGGCAGAAGUAGCCCAAAACCAAUCGCAGUCCGUAAUGGUAUUCACAAUCUUCACCGUCAUCUUCCUCCCUCUCUCAUUCUUCACCUCCCUAUUCGGUGUGAACGUCCGCGAAUGGAGCGGCGAAGAAACAAACCCUGACUGGGCUUACAUGCUAGCAAUAUCAGGCCCAACAUCCGCCGCCAUAAUACUCAUUGCCCUCUCCAUGGCCUUCAGCGAACGUCUCCGCGAUAGCGUCGUAAAAGCCCACAUCAUCGGCGUCGGCAUAAUCACAGAUUUCCUCUUGCUCCCCGUCAAAGGCGUAUUCAAAUUAGGGACCGCGGCGUCCCCAACAAAGCCGACUCCAGGGCAAUCAGAAAGUACGGGGCGUCUUGACAGGUACCUAGGGAACAGACGGUAUAACAAGCAGCUUGAAGAUGAUAUUUGGAAACGACACGAGGAUCGGGUGAUUUCGCCGUUGCCAGCGGUUCACAUUUCUGAUGUGGAGGGGAUGAUGGGGUUUGAUGUUUCUGAGAAGGGGGGUCGAUGGCAGCAAAAUGUUAAUGAGGCAUAAAUUUUUUUUUUGUUUUUGAGAUUUCCCCCCCUGAUUUUUUGUUGAUAUUGGUUUGGUUAUACGUUGCAGGCGGUUAGAUAUUGCGAAGGUAGUUUUACUGCUAGUAUUCUUGUAUUAACGGAGUUUGGGUAGAGAUUGGGGAGAAUUGAAGUUGUCGACUGGGAGUAGGCAUCUAUACAAUGAGUUAACCUGGUUCAGGCCGCAUCACAUAUGACUUUUAACACAGGGUGGAAGGCAUAUCGUAACUGACAUGGAGGUGGACUACAGUCCUAUACGAGUCUGAGC